Cataglyphis hispanica is the source of this 1849-nucleotide messenger RNA. RefSeq names its product glycosylated lysosomal membrane protein-like. Lineage: Eukaryota; Metazoa; Arthropoda; Insecta; Hymenoptera; Formicidae. Gene Ontology annotation, cellular component: lysosome. The record is from RefSeq and is a predicted model, not a curated record. Bases 75 to 1331 code for a protein of 418 amino acids. The transcript has 6 exons.
AUCGCGAUUGCGCAUCAGUUCGCCGAUGUCGCGAAGUAGCGUUGUUGACGCGUGCAAGAGGUGUAGUGUUUUGGAUGUUGUUGUCAUACGCGACGGCGGCAGGCAUGUCCAGCGCCUUUACGGUUUCCCUGUUGUUCGUCGUCGCACUGGCAGAUUUGGGCUAUUCCACGCGACGUACGUUACGAUUGAAGCUGAAUCCGGAUUGCGACGAAAGCGAUAGCUGCCGAGAGCGCAACGGGACGACGCUCCACCUGAGUGCCGAUGGACCGAACGACACGUUGCAUUACUUAUGGGAUUUCAUCGGCACCCCGUCCAUACUGCUGGCGCUUACGCCUCCGUCCACCUCGCUCAAUAUCAGCUGGGAUGAUUAUCUCGCGAGGCGAAAGAAUUCGUUAUAUUUUUCGGAGGCAUCUAUCUACUCUUUCGGCGUAAUAAUAAAUAAGCUUAUCGAAUUCAACGAUGUAAAUGACACGGGACUAAUUGACACUGCCGCUAAUACGAAUAUUUUGCAUCUCGAGUAUUUCAACUGGCAGCGCGUGUCCUUAACGCAAAACAGCGAAUACAUCUAUCUGGAAAUGGAGGGUAACAAUUAUAACGAUACAGCUAAGAAUAUCAGCAGAUAUGGGAGUAUAAAGCUUUCGCUCCGAGGAUUUUGCACUCUCGAUCACUCAAAUACAGUGCCUCAUAUGUUGCACACGGAGAAUUCUACGCAGAUAGACAUCAUCCUGGAUCACAUGCAGACCAACGAAACAUUUUCCAACAGUAGAUUUGCUAUUGAAUUGCUCGUGGUUGGUGGUGGUGAUCCUGAAAUAUUAAUGUUCGUUGAUCCAAAAAAGAGUCUGGAUGACGAACAUACACCAGGUAUAUUCGAGAUUGUCGAAGUUAGAACGCCACCCAGAGAACUGGACGGCGCGUUAAACAGCGGAGCGUAUUUGCAAUGGCGACCAGUAUCGUACAAUAGUGCGUCACGCGAUAUAACCAGUUCCACAGAAACAAUGCAAUACCCACCGAGGAAAAUAUCUAAUUAUACGAGCGCUGUUAAAAAUUCGAUGCUCUAUUGUUAUUAUGGGGAUGUGACGAAUCUUCUCCUACAAAAAUUAACGAUUUCUUUGGGUUCGAAAGGGGAUGGUUUUUACAAGAAGACGAAUUAUUUGACAUGGACUUUUAUAAUUGGCUACGGUACACCACCCGAGGAGAGAUUCUCUUCUCUAGUCAUUAUGAUUAUCUCGAUUGGCCUCGGCCUUCCUUUGCUCAUUAUGAUCAUCACCGGCCUGUAUCUUUGCAUUCGUAGAAUACCGAAGCGACAUGGCAACGUUUAUUUAAGCCAAUAAGCUCAACGCACGUGCCAUAUAGUUUUUGCGUACGUUGCGCGUUUAGGUGCAUCACUAUAUCUUGUAUGUACCACUACUGUUUUACACAAAGAGAUAUUUCUAUUUAUAUGCGACACAUAUAUAUAUAUAUAUAUAUAUAUUUUUACACGAAUUGUUAGCUCAGAUGUAUGAUAUCAGUGUGAUAAGCAUGAGUGAUAAUCUGUUCUCGCAUAACUUAUUUAGCAUUAAGCGAGACAUUAAUGUGGUUGCUUAGUUCUUUAUUUUAAUCUCUCAGGAUAAUAUGAAAGAUAUAAAUAUCGCUCGUUGACAUUCGAUGCGAACAAAUAGUAAAAAUCAACCACAUUUGUUUCUUUGAAUAUGUUAUGAGAGAACAGUGUUAAUUUGUGCAACUUGAACUUUUUUAGAUAAUUUGUAAAUUAAUGCCGUGUGUGUGUAUAUAUAUGUGUGAGUGUGUGUGUGUGUGUGUGUGUCGCGUGCGCGCGUGCAUGAUCUACGAAAUAUAUAUCUUGCAAUAAGAA